Osmia lignaria (orchard mason bee) is the source of this 5490-nucleotide messenger RNA. It is a transcript of the gene cnn, whose product is annotated as phosphodiesterase 4D interacting protein centrosomin. Gene Ontology annotation, biological process: regulation of mitotic cell cycle spindle assembly checkpoint; chromosome segregation; centriole replication. Gene Ontology annotation, molecular function: gamma-tubulin binding; microtubule binding. NCBI's taxonomy places the organism in Eukaryota, Metazoa, Arthropoda, Insecta, Hymenoptera, Megachilidae. The record is from RefSeq and is a predicted model, not a curated record. Gene Ontology annotation, cellular component: pericentriolar material; mitotic spindle pole; microtubule organizing center.
GUAGGAGGUUUCGUGGUCGUGUGGAUCUUUGCGCUUCGUUGAAAAUCCGCGCGUGAUAAAAAGGACAACGGUCUGAAUGGAUUACACAGAUUGGGUGUAUCGAAAGGAGCAGUGAUUCUUUCGAUUCGAUCGAGAGACUCGCGAUGGAAGGCGAUAGAAAACCGGUGUUAAAGCUAUUGCUUUUCCCCAAGAGGACUGUGUUAAAGUACAAACUGCUGAUUCAGUGACAGGGUGCUGUUUUUACGUGUUUUGUUGUCUGUCGCGAAUCGAUCAACAGGAGAAGAAGAGUGUUUAUUCGGUGUGGAACAACGUGCUUUAGGACACAGUGGAAUCGUCACCUGACGUUGGGCGAGAGUUAUCUGUCGGCAUUGAUCGGUCCAGGAACAUAUAGAGGUCGAUCCGUGGUAACACAGUUUCGAUUUGGGACACGGAUUUUUGUUUUGAAAAAAAGAAAAAAGAAGAAGUAGAUGCUCCGUUUCGUAAUCGUAAGACUGACGAGAUUCAUCGGUUCGCACCGAUAAUGCUCGCUUGGAAACGUGUAUGUUAUAAUAGACGUUUCUGUGCCAAAUUAACACGUGCCAAAGCGUUUCAAUUGAAAGUACAAGUUUUCUAGUAUUAUCGUCUAACAAUAACACUUUGUAUUAUUAUCUAUUGUUGUUUUAUAGUUUUUAUUGGUAAGGUUCGUUUUAUACGCGUAAGUUGUUUUAUAUAAGAAGGGGACUCGUUUUAUUUGUACGGAUAUUUUUAUUCUGGUCUACACUGAUGAGGAACAAUUACCGCAAUAUGUUUUUCGCCGGCUACGGAUAUUCCAAUCAACAUCAAAACAAUCCACCCUCGCCGACCAGGACCAGCGCAUGGGGUAGCGUUUACAGCCCAUUUCGAAACACAAAUUUGCCGUUACAAGACAUAACUAUGAGCCAGACUUUACCAUUAAUAAACGGUACAAAUGUGAAAUCGCCUGGUAAGACCUCCCCAACGGGGGUAAUCGGAACUAGAGACGGGGGAGGAAUCGGUAGAACAAUGAAAGAAUACGAAGACCAAUUAGAAGCUCUUAAAAAGGAGAACUUCAACCUUAAAUUACGAAUUUACUUUCUCGAAGAACGAAUGGGUAUUACGUCGGCGGACGAAAAUGCGAUCAAGAAGAAUAUUGAGUUGAAGGUUGAAAUUGAAUCAUUGAGGAAGGAGCUACUUGAGAAGCAGGAACUUCUUAGUCAAGCAGCCAAAGCGUUCGAAUUAAUUGAAGAACAAAAAGAAGCUUCCUCGAGGAAUCAAGCUCAAUAUCAACAGUCCCUUGAAAAUGAACGAGAAAAGAUCAGGCUGCUUGAGAAAGAAUUAGCGGAAUACCAGGAAAAGGUUGCAGAUGCAUCAAUCUACUAUAAGGAAGCAUUCGGCAUUACGCCAGAGAAGGCACUGGAGAACGAAGAGAAAUUGCAUCAAAUGGAGGAACUUGUUGCAUCUCUAGAGGCCGAGGUGAAACAGGUAACGAACAGUUUAGAAGAGGAACGUGUUUGGGCACAAGAGCUAGAGAGCGAAAGGGACGAAUUCAGGGAACGUUUAGAAGCUGAGACGCGUUUGAAAGAGAAUUUGGCUGCAGAAAGGGUGCAAGACAUAGAAGAGUUACGAGAGAAGGUAAAAGAGCUGGAGGAGCAAGUGUUGAAAAGAGAUACCGUCGUUCAACAGAGUCGAAACGAGCUGAUUGAAAAAGAAAGAAUCAUUAAGGAGAAAAACGCUCAGCUGGAUGAGAAGUAUCGAGCGUACGAGGAGCUGAAUGCAGUUUCAGAGAAAAGAAAGAAACAAGUCGAUCAGUUAAGGGCUUCUAUAAAAACCAGGGACGAUGCCCUCACGGAUCUGAACAACAAACAUCGUGCCCUACUCACUCAGUUUGAAAACGGUUACGCCAAGCGAUCUCCACCUAGCAGUCCAUCGGCUAUGAAUCCAAUUGAAGAUCCUUUACAAUCGAGAAUGGGACAGAAGUUAACGUGUGUCCAAGGGAUGACGAAGAAGGCAAACACUUGUCUCGAUUGGGAACCAAACCGAGAAAGGUCAACGAGAAUGAAGUCGCCAUUGCAAACUCUUAGCGGAGAGGUCAAAGACGUGAGAGAUUUGAUCAAGGAAAUAGAAGAAAAAGAUGCUGACUUGAAACGUCAAGAAGAAUCAAGAAAGCAAUUGGUAUUGAAGUUGUGUAACAUGCAAAAGCACGUUGAAACGACGGACUACAGGCUGAAGAAGUUGGAAGGAGAACACGAGAAAGCCAUCAAGACAAUCCAAGGAUUCAUGGAGAGACAACAACAACUGGAGAACGUGAAGCUGAGGAAGGAACAGAAGAUCAUGGAGUUGGAAAUCGAAUUGAACAGGUUACGAGAGUGCGAGAAUAUCCAGUCAUCGAGGGAUAGUCAUAAUCAGUUUAUUCGAAGAGACUUCAGCACCGACAUGACGGAUGAUCCGGAGCGAGAUCCCAGCAAUCAGCAACGAUUCGACGAAAUGGAAGCCAAAAUUAACGACCUACGAGACCAAAUAGAGACGAUCAAGGCUGAGAAGAGUCGUUUGGAGAAGCAGAUUGAAGUUGAAUCGGAGGAACUGCAGGGACGACUUCAAGACAAGGAACAGAAGAUAGAAGUUUUAGAAAUCGAGAAGCAGACGAUAAGGGAGCAACUACAAGACAAAGAGAAGGAGCUCGACAAAUUAAAAGAAACAGCGAAAACUGAAGGUGAAGAGGUGCUUGAACGAGAGGACCUUCUUCGACAACUUCAGCAACGAGACACAGAGAUAGAGGAGAAGAAUCAAAAGAUCGAACAGCUGUCGAAAGAGCUGCAGGUGAAAACUCAGAAUUUGCAGAAGCUGGUGAACACGGAAUUGUGGAGCAAGAACAAGGAAAUAGCGAAACUCCAUAACCAUAUGACUGCCACCUACUGUCACGAAAGGAGCCGAAACAAGUCGGACAUGAUGCAAGAGAGCGCCAGCGCGCAGCUAUCGACCCUGGUCAAGGAAUUGAACGACAUUGGUAUCAGGGUAACGUUUACCAAUGAAGUGAUCCAACUGAACUACGUCGACGGGAACGAGCCCAUUGAUGUAAAAACCAUGACGGAUUAUGUACAGAAGCUGGUGAUGCAGAAGAACGAGUUAGAGAAGGAAGUCGACUACUUGAAGUGGUUGAAACUAGUCUCGAGACCGGACAUUGCGACAGAAAUCGACGGAUACGGGGAUAACCAGACGGAGAGAGCGAAAAAGUAUUGCGAAUUGUUACGUACUCAUUUGAAAGACUUGAUGAAGUUCAUGCAAGAGAUGAUGAAGACUGUAGACCAUGCAGACACAGUUGGUAAUGAGCAUAAAAGGAUUGUACUCGAUGUGUUGAUGAGCUCGAAGAUACUGUCUGAUGAUUUUGUUAACGCAUUGGAGGGUCUUUCGACCAAUGAUCUUCCAUUUAACUUGGAGCAAGUAAGCGCAAGGUCGAUGGAUAAUUCGGUGAAGAAAAGUUGGUCAGAGAAUCUGCUCAGUGCUACUAAAAACCAUGGCUCUACGCAGUCUGAUUCAGAAGCGUUUUCAGAACCGGAUAGAACUGUUUCUUUGGCUAGGAUUGGGCUACAGGAGACGCAACAGAAAUCGUUGAAUCGAUCCAGGUUUUCUAAGUACACCAAGACGUUCAGCGAUUCUGAGGACUCCUUGGAGUAUGUGCCUUAUCAUAAUAUUUAUCAAAAUGAUUUGAAUGAUUCUGAGACGAGUCAUCAUAUACAAGAAUUGAAGGAAACGAAUGCUUUGUUGUACAAUGAGCUCAGUGCUCUUAGAAAUGAUUUGACCAGCAACGUUUCGUUCGAUUGUGAAUUUGAUGAAAAAAUAUCUCCCUUAAUCAUUAAAUUGGAAAAGUCGCAGAAGUUCUGCGAGAAAUUGCAAUCGUCUUUGGAAAGGAGAACACACGAAGUUCACGUGUUGAAGAAGGAAAAUAAACAAAACUGUGCUCGCAAAGCACAAUUAGAAAAGAAAUUAGUUGAUCUGGAAAGUAUGGCAGCGGAAAUGAACAAACAGAAAGCCGAAUUGAUGCACUAUAAAGAAAACUCUGAGAGGAAAACCGCGGAGAUGUUGAUAACGCUUAACAGAGAAAAUGAUGCGUUGAGAACACGAAUUAAGAAGCUAGAGGAAGAAAAUGAAACUGCUAAAGCAAGCAUAUCAGCAUUGACAAAAGAAUUGGACCACCUCACUCUAUCGCACAGCCAAAUUCUUGUAGAAAAUACUAAGUUAACGAAUGAUAAAUUACGUUUGGAGCAAGAAAUGAGGAAAACAGAGAGUAGAUGUGAUAUGACCGUCCGUUCUAUACACGACAAAUUUAACAAAGAGAUAUCGGAUCUAAAUCAAGUAAACGAAUCUCAUAGGGUACGAUUACAGGAGCUAGAGGUCGCUAACAAAGAACUCCGAAGGCAUGUUGCACUUUGCGAAGCAAGUGAUUCGGCGCCAAGUUCCAGUGGAGUUUCUUCAAUACCUACAGAGGCUAUACUGAAACAAACAUGCGAGGACUUCAUGCAAGAAUAUCCAGCUUAUAGCAAUUCGCAAUAUUGGUUACCUGUAAGUUACCCAACGAUGGGUGGACGUAGCAAGACAAGUUGUUCACCAGAUUUAGGGAUUGAGAGCGAUGCAGCUAUUACAACUAUGAGACCAUUAAAAGAUACUUUGAAAAUCACCGAAUCAAUGACAAAUUUAUUAAGCGACGAAGACAAUGGCAAUAGUAACAGAGCAGUUCGAGAAAUGGAUAACGAAAGCCCAUUGCCGAUAGAAGGUCUCGACGAGGUGGAAGCUUUAAAACAAGAAAAUGAAACGCUGAAGAGAAGGCUAAUGAAAACUAGAAGGGCAUUAGAGGAUACUUUUCAACAUCUAUCCGCGUCGAACAAAAACAAAAAGAACGUCGAAAAGGCUAUAGCAAAACAAUUACAAAUCACGAAGAGUAUACUGAAGAAAACAAGGACGUACGAGGAGCCGUUGGAUAAUUGAUAGAGUUAGAGGAACCAGAAUGUAAAGUCGCUGUUGGUUGCAAAUUUUAAAAAUUGACGUUACAGUUUACUUUUUAUAAUUGCGUUAUUAUUAUAUCUCUGUUAUUGACGCGCUGUUUGAUUCUAUUUAAAUUUCAAAUUAAAAUUGUACCAAUUGAUAAACGACAGCGACGCUUGUUAUAUUGUGUGCUAACUGCGAGAAAGUAUUUUCAUACAUUUGUGAAAAGAAAAGAAUGAAGAAGGUAAAGCGUACUUUUGAAAAGAAGAUGAAACUGUACAUUGUGAGUUUUGUAUAUAAUUGUGUAAUCGUUCUUUUGUAGAUUGUUUCUUCUUUCCAAAGAUUUACGCAGUUUUAAUUAACAAAAGAUAAAACUGUCCAUUUUAUCGUAUUUCGUGUUUUUCGAGACCAGAAAUUCGUGCUCGUGUACAUAUAAACUCAGAAUUUAUCAUUUUACUCAGCAUCUGUACAUAGUCCCACAAAUAAAGUGCCAUUGAUAUUUGACAAAUAUUGAAA